AAACUUGGCCGUUUCUGAACAGACGGGCGGGAGUACGCCAAUGGGGAAAGGGUUUGGGGGGCGGUAUUUCCGGGAACAGGUGAUGCGCCUCCGUCGGGCACCGAGAGCAAAAUGGUAGCGAGUGGGGUGUUGAGGCGAUCGCUGGUAGUUGCUGCUGAGCUUUGCUGGAGGAGGGUGCCGUGUUUGCCCAUUUCUUUGCAGAGCCAGCCUGUUUUAUUAGCUAACGUAACUCGCCUUGCAGCUUGCCAGCAAUUACUGAAUACUCGAUUAACUGGAAGGUGCUUCUCAGCUGGUCAAGAAACAGAAUCAAAGACUGGUACAUCCCAGGAUACAGUGUCACUCAGUGAUAGCUGUGUUAAGCGCCUACAGAAAAUUUUGGAAAAGGAUGAGUUCCUGAGGGUACAAGUGGAAGGAGGUGGCUGCUCGGGAUUCCAGUACAAAUUCAUACUGGAUAAAACAAUAAACUCAGAUGACAGGAUCUUUGAACAGGAUGGCGUAUGUGUUGUCAUUGAUUCUGAUAGUCUGGAGUACCUGAAGGGAGGCACAGUGGACUACAGCGAGGAACUGAUCCGUAGUUCAUUCCAAAUAUUGCACAAUCCACAGGCAGAGCAUGGAUGUUCCUGUGGGAGCUCUUUUUCCAUCAAACUGUGAGCCCAAGAAAAUGGAAAACUGGGUUCAAUGUAUCUUACCUGAAGAAAUAUCCAGCUUUGCCUAUAUUGGAGACCGGCUUUGGGCAGAAGGGACCCUCUGUCAAAUUGACUUUCGUCUGAACAUGUAUCAGUGACCUUUACUACUCAUCAUUCAGAUCCCAGUAAAAUGCUUGGCAACAGCCAAGGUUUAACUUCUUAAUUAGGUUUUGGUUGAUCUUGGCUCCAAACAUUGUUUCUAACAUUAAAUAUGUUGAAAGUACAGAAUCUUGAUAAUUUUCAGACAUGUUAUUAAUCAGUUGAUGUUUCAUGAAUCUCGAAGUGUUGCCCAAUAUAAAUUCUAUGCUAAUUUAAAUUAUAAAGCACAGGGGAGGCCAUUCAAAUUUUACUUCAACUAUUUAUUUGGAAACACUAUCGAAUCUGCUUGCAUUCCUUUUUCAGAUGUUCCACUUCUUUCCCCCAUUAUCCCCCAACAGUUUUUUUGUCAAUUAUCUUAAAUUUGUGUCCACAGGUGAACCUGUAGGUAGAAACAAGUUCAACCUAUAUACCCUUUUAGAGCCCCUUUAUAAUUUGUCUACCUUUAUAAACUCUUCAAAACCUUCUCUGCUUUAUGAAGAUCAAUAUUAGCUUCUCUGGUCUCCACUUGUAUUCUAAGGUUUGUUUAAAACCUUAAUGUGGCCAGUUGCUUCCUGUUAUUGUUACAGUAACUCCAAUCUGCAUAUAGUCAUGUGCUUCCCUGACAGCUGAACUGAGGCUGGUUUUCACCAAAUCCUGAAGUUUCAGUGUUUCUCUUUCCAAGUGUUCCAUUUCCUUUCCAUUCAUGCAUCCUGAGCUGGUCUCCCUAAAAAAAAAAGUGUGAUUGCCAUAAUGAGUACAUUCACUAUUGCUUUAAAUUAAAAAAAAGAUUGGAACAAGGGGGGGAGAAAAGUCUUGAGCAAACUUUGUCAGGUUGAUUUUUUUUCCAUUGUCAGUUUGCAUGAUGCUGGGCUGCUCUAGAAAGAAGAACGUGAAGCAAAGUUAUUAAACCCUGUUUGGAUUGCUGUCCUAAUUCUGCUAAUAUUCAGCAUAAAGGAAGCACUGUCUAAAUGAAACCUUAUUUUCUUGUCAUCCGUACUGCUGUUCCCUUUUUUCAGAUCUGUUUGUGGAGUGUUCUGUACUCUGGCUUCUGCUGCUCUGUAAAAUCCUGAGUUCAGACCAACAUGUCCUGGUACUGAGUUGACUUGUAUUAAAUUUAGUUUAUAUAAGAAAAUAUAAAUGGUCUCUCAGGUAAGAAGGGAGAGAUCAUUUAUAUUUGAAGGUCUCCGAAUGGUGAAACUAAUUUUUCCUCAUUUCUGUUUUCCAUAUAUCUUCAUUGAGUUUUUAAAAAGUAAUUUGUUGCGGAUUUUAAAAGGUUUUGGUUUUUUUCUCUGAUGCUAGCUUUGUCCUAUUUCUUCUUUACCUUGGCCUUUGAUAUUUCUUCAGAGCGGUGGCCAGGUUAUAUAGGUGAAACUGUGCAGCCCACUCAGUUUUUAUGCUCUCAAUAUUGCCCUCUAGUGAGACAUCGAAUAACAGCUAUUUGCAUUUGCUUAUGCCAACAUGCUUCACAGGAGCCUAAACAAAUUUGACCUUGCGCCACAUAAGGAGACACUGGGACAAAUGAUCAAAAUCUUGAUUGAAGAGGCAGGUUUUGGGGACUUUUCUAAAGACCAAAUACCUUGUCAUCCGAAACAAAUAGUUUACAUUCUCUGAAAAUAGAUUCUAUGUUAGAACUAAAACAGGGAACGUAAAUUGUGGUUAGAACUAAAAUGUCACUGAGACGGGGAAGAGGCUGUACCCUUGAAGUGUUCAAUGUCUCACUAUCUGUAAUUAAGUGGUAUGUAUAAAUUAUCAUAACCGGGGUAUUUUUGCCCCUCUGCCCCUGCCUUCUGCUGCAUGCAGAAUGGUUGGAUAUAUUAUUGAAAAAGAUGGAGAACCCUGCUAAUUGAUUUAAAAAUGACAAGCAAUAUUAACCUUUGGAAAAACCUAAAUAAUGCUAGAUUAAAUUUAGCAAGUUUCAAGCAAGGUAGUUUAAAGUACCCUUUCUGACAACGUAUGUUGGUCUAAGCACGAUAAAAAGAAAUUGGAGACUUAUUUUUGGUUUCUUUGAAAAUGAAAAUCAAGCAGGAUAAACAGGUGGUACACCAGAUUGGUCGUCGCUUGUUGAAAGCCUGUGCCCAUGUUGAAGGAUACAGCAAGUAUCUUAAUUGAGAAGGUAUAGGAAGGAUCAAAGGAAGAACAUGCUUUGGUGCAAACAGAAAGUUAGUAAAAGCCAUUAUCAAAAGUACAACGUAGAAGAAAGUGCUCAUUUAUUUUCAUCUCCAAUUAGGUAUAUAAAGUUAAUACUGUUGGGCAGCUGGCAAGUGGAACUUUUCAUCUCUGCCUGUCCUCAAUCUGACCUACCUUCAGAUUCUGAUUUGUUGAAAGCAAGCCUAUCUCCCCCCCCCCCCCCCCCCCCCCCACAACCCCAAUAGCAUGUUACCAAAUGAGGGACUUUGCCCUGAUAAAAGAAUGUUAGCAUGCCAGGGAACUGGGAUUGACCUCUUUGUCUGUUUGUGUUAGAGACAGAAAUGAAAACACUGUGGCAGGUUUAAAUACUUGUGCUAUUUUUGUUCCAAAGAAAAAGGCAAGAUGAAUUGCUUUGCACCCAGCACUGCAAUGGCUGUCACUCUAGCAUGUGGCAAAAAUUGUAAAUACUUUAUUUUAUGUGAUAAUAAAUACUUUACAUUCUUCAA
Molecule: messenger RNA, 3397 nt
Organism: Pristis pectinata (smalltooth sawfish)
Lineage: Eukaryota; Metazoa; Chordata; Chondrichthyes; Rhinopristiformes; Pristidae
Gene: isca2
Product: iron-sulfur cluster assembly 2
Exons: 5
Coding region: 112-651 (179 amino acids)
Biological process (GO): iron-sulfur cluster assembly
Cellular component (GO): mitochondrion
Molecular function (GO): 4 iron, 4 sulfur cluster binding; iron ion binding; 2 iron, 2 sulfur cluster binding
Source: RefSeq, a predicted model, not a curated record